CUAUUAAACAAGUUUUUGUUGUUAUUUAAAUAAAAAACGAUACACACAAGUUAUUUAUCUCAAAAGUUGCAUAAAUCAGAUUUGAAAAAUAUGACUAAUUCAGUUUUAAAUCUAUAUUUUAGGUAGCUCUGAAUCACAUCUGACUAGCGCUGAUUAUGGCGCUGAACAGAGAUGUAAGUCUCUAUUGUUUCGAAAUUUGGCUGAGCUCACAAAGUGAACGACUUAUAUCUUCACCCAAGCUCGAUUGGGCAUUAUAACGUUCCAACACACAAAUAAAUGAUCAUUUUACCCAAGAGCGGACACGUUAUGGCGUCCCGUAGAUGAGUUAUGGAAGAAACAACUAAAGAGACAGAACAGAAAAGGGAUACCGAGGAUGAUGCCGAGAACGCGCGAAUAGAACGCACCAGACGAAGAGACGAAAGAAGAGGGAUAUGUCGUUGCGGUGAAAGAAGAUCCCGAUCGAGAAGAAGAAGAAGAAGACGAAGAAUUAUUUCUCGGAAUCCUUUCAUUAUCUUCUUUCUCGAGAUGUACUUUCAGACACCCGACAAACACGUGACAGAAGUCGCUCGACAAGCCGGCAAGGAAUGGUGUGCCAUGCGCGAGGAAGAUAAAAUGAAGUAUAAACGUCUGGCAGAAAGAGAACGAAAAAGACGCGGGUCGACGAGAAGAAGACGCAGAGGCUGUCCUUAGCGAAAUGAAAUUUCUGAUUGCUGCUAAACGCUCCAGAUAAAAUACAGUCGAAAAGGAUAUCAUAUAAAAAAAUAUGAAAAAUAACGCUUGAGCAAACAGCAAAGGAAAAUGUAUUCAAAACUUUCAUCCCCGUUGAUAUUUCGUCUUAGAAUUUUUAUUUUACUUUAAGAGUGUAGCACGAGAUAUUAUUAUCUCGAAUAACACAUAUCAUGUGUAUCUUUGAUAUGUAAUAUUUCGAAAUUUUUAAGUUUUUGAGUUUUGGAUGAAA
This is a messenger RNA of Pogonomyrmex barbatus (red harvester ant), 958 nucleotides long. RefSeq lists its product as uncharacterized. Lineage: Eukaryota; Metazoa; Arthropoda; Insecta; Hymenoptera; Formicidae. The record is from RefSeq and is a predicted model, not a curated record.